Molecule: messenger RNA, 5985 nt
Organism: Belonocnema kinseyi
Lineage: Eukaryota; Metazoa; Arthropoda; Insecta; Hymenoptera; Cynipidae
Gene: c12.2
Product: von Willebrand factor A domain-containing protein 8
Exons: 18
Coding region: 283-5823 (1846 amino acids)
Cellular component (GO): cytoplasm
Molecular function (GO): ATP hydrolysis activity; ATP binding
Source: RefSeq, a predicted model, not a curated record
GACGUAAGCUUGUUGUCAAUGGCGCAACUAUUCAUAAAUUGCAAAGUUCAAAUUCCCAUUUUGAUUGACAUUCAGUUAUGACAGUACCCAAAAGCUUUUAGUUUUAAUAAUUGUUAAGUGCAGUUUUAAGUAUAAAGUGAUUAUUUAUUUAUAUUUAUUUUAUUUUAAAUAACAAAUUAUUGCGGCAAACACGUGUUUAGUUAAUUUUGUUUACUCCAAAAGAAAAUGAUAUAGUGAGCUCCAAUUAUACUAUGAACUGGAGUCAAAAAAAUAAUUUUUGAAAUGUUGCUUGCUUCUGUUGCCUCUCGAAGAACAUCGAGUAUUAGCAAGUGUUUUGAAAAAACAAAAUACUACGGUUCAAAACCUAACCUCUCAUUACUGGUUCGAUUUCAGACAACAGAUGAAACUGUAGUUACCAUAAAGGAUGUUGAGAAAGUUGUAAAUCCUGCCAAACAUCCAGAGUACGUGCCUAGGAAUUAUUUGAAAGAUUCGAGCCAAGAAACUCUGAGGCAUUUAAGAUGGAUGCUGCAGAAAGAUCUUCUGGGACAGGACAUGUUUUUGAUGGGGGCACCUGGGCACAGAAGACGGAAUCUUGCCUUAGCCUAUUUAGAGUUAAUAGAACGAGAAGUUGAAUUUAUUGCCUUAUCACGAGAUACGACCGAGGCAGACCUCAAACAGAGGAAAGAAAUAGAAAAUGGCACUGCUAAUUACCAUGACCAAAGUGCUGUGCGGGCUGCGGUACAUGGCCGAGUUUUAAUUUUGGAAGGAAUUGAAAAAGCGGAGAGGAAUGUUCUUCCGAUUUUGAAUAAUCUCUUGGAAAAUAGGGAAAUGCAUCUUGAGGAUGGCAGAUUUCUGGUUCCUGCUUCACGCUAUGAUAAAUUAUUGAAGGAACACAGUCAAGAGGAACUAGAUUUCUGGAGAUUGGUACGAGUCAGUGAGGAUUUCAGAGUAAUUGCUCUAGGCUUACCUGCACCACGUUAUUCGGGGCAUCCGCUAGAUCCUCCCCUUCGAUCAAGGUUUCAAGCCAGGCACAUUCCACCCCCAAGUUUUGAGGAACAACUCGAUGAAUUGAAGAGAUUAGCUCCGAAUGUUGAUCCUGGAAAAUGUUCACAAUUACUUUCUUGCUGUCACGCUCUCGCCACGGAAGAAGCUCUAAAUUUAGGGCUUCCAGAUUUUCCUCUAGACAACGUUACAUCAGCUGCAUUAAUUUUGGAUAAAUUUCCAAGUUUGCCUGUCUUAAGCAUCUUUUAUAGAUUUUACCCAUACAAAUUAUUUUUGGGACAAGAAGGAAAGACUGCGGUCGAAGAUAUUUUGCAGACUUUUGGGGUUUUAGAUAAUUCUUUGAAAAGUGAUGAAAACAACAAAAUAAGAAAAGUCAAGAUAUUGAAUAAUAAUGCAGAAAUUACUAUCGAUUCUAAUGGUAGCGAAACAACUUUACAAGUUCCAGCAGGUUCUGGUAAAUCUAAAAACUCAGAUGAAUGGUAUGUUGAUACCCAUUACCAAAAUUCUUUGAUAGCCAACAUGAUGCAAACUCAGUUUGCUUCAGAUUUGUGUCUCGUUGGACCGAGAGGUUGUGGAAAAUCUGCAACUGUUGCAAAAUUAGCAGAUUUGUUGGGUUAUCAAAUUGAACCAAUAGUACUUUAUCAGGACAUGACAUCUAGAGAUCUUAUUCAGCAAAGAACGACUGCUCAAGGUGGUGAUACUGUUUGGAAAGAUUCGCCCUUGGUAACAGCGGCAUUGCAGGGAAAAUUAGCAGUAUUGGAUGGAAUUCACAGAGUUCAUCCCAGUACGUUGGCGGUAAUAUACAGGCUCGUGCAAAAUCGAGAAUUACAGUUGCACGAUGGGAAACGCUUAAUGGGGGCAGAUCGUUACGAUAACAUGAAGGAAAAGUUUAAAAAGUCUGAUGAUGAAAUGAAAAGCUCUGGAAUUCUCAAAAUCCAUCCUUCAUUUAGAUUAGUUGGUUUGGCAGAACCGCUAAUUAUAAACAGCUCUGCGGGUCAGUGGUUAAAUUCAGAAUUACUAAGCCUCUUUCUCUUCCAUGAAAUGAGACCUUUAGACAAAACAGAGGAGAUUCACAUCAUUCGAUCAAAGUAUGGAGAGCCAAGCAGUGAUCUUUUAAAAAUUAUAGAUCUAGCCCACGUAUUACGUUCUUCCAAUAAUCCAACCUUGCAAUCAUUAGCAAGUUCUCUAAGUUCAAGACAGCUCUUUAGAAUUGCUGCAAAAAUGCACAAGUUUCCAAAGAGUGACGCUUAUGAUAUUGUUCAUCGAGCUUGUUUAGCUCGUUUCCUUCCAAUUUUAACAAAACAAGCAUUGGAAGAUUGUUUGUCGAAAUUAGGAAUAAUACCCAAUAAAGAGACCAAGAACACGCAAAUCACUUGUGAAGUAAAGAAUGAGACGGUAACAAUUGGAGGAACCACUGUGAAUCGCUACAAAACGAAAGCACUGACUAAAAUUCCAGACAUCCUCUUUUACGACGUUCCUCAGCAUUUAAUUCUGCUGGAAAACUUACUUCAGGACUUUACCCUAGGGCAAAAUUUAUUAUUAGUUGGUAAUCAAGGUGUGGGGAAAAAUAAAAUUGCUGACAGAUUGCUUCAGUUAAUGCACAGGCCUAGAGAAUAUAUUCAAUUGCAUCGGGAUACAACGGUUCAGACUUUGACGAUACAACCUAUGGUUAAGGAUGGUGUGGUCGUUUACGAGGAUUCACCACUAGUUCAAGCUGUCAAAUUGGGACACGUUUUGGUCAUUGAUGAAGCUGACAAAGCACCAACACACGUGUCCUGUAUAUUGAAGACUCUAGUCGAAUCCGGAGAAAUGAUUCUAUCAGACGGGAGAAGAAUAGUACCCGCUGAUCAAUCAUCAGAAAAUAAUCCAGAUAUAAUAACAAUGCAUCCAGAUUUUCGGAUGAUUGUACUAGCAAACAGACCAGGUUUUCCAUUUUUGGGUAACGAUUUCUUUGGUGCUUUGGGUGAUUUAUUCAGCACACAUUCCGUCGACAAUCCUUCAGUCAAUAAUGAGAUUCGACUGCUGAGACAAUAUGGCCCGGAUGUGGAUGACAAAAUAAUUCACAAGCUUGUAAAAGCCUUCGGUGAACUCAGAAGUAUGGCUGAUCAAGGACUUGUUUCUUAUCCUUAUUCGACCAGAGAAGUUGUAAAUAUCGUCAAACAUUUACAGAAAUUUCCGAACGAAUCUUUGAAUAACGUGGUGCAGAAUGUAUUCGAUUUUGAUCGCUAUUCACCAGAAGUCUUCGAUACUCUCACCUCUGUUCUUCACAAACACGGAAUUCCAAUCGGAACUAAUCCCAGACAUGUGGCUCUAGCCAAAGAAAUCCCCUUACCAAAGUUAAAAUUUUGUGGCAGUUGGAACAUGACAAAUAAUCAGCGUACAAUUCCUGUACAAGAGAGAUUUUUCAAAAAAAAGUUGGUUUCCAAACCUGAGGGGCGCUUACAUGUUUUAGAUAAAGUUGAAGCCAGAUCAGCUUGGUUUACUGAACUACAAAGUUAUUGGACAAUUCCGGUGGGUGAUACUGGGGUUGUAUCUGCAUUGGCGGUCAUGAAAGGAAUAAAUGAAAAUGGAGUCGAUGAUAAAAUCCAUGUACUUACGGCAAAUCCACUCUUGGUGUUUAGUAUGAAAAGAGAUUCGGAACAUAUUCAAGAAAUAUCAUUGCAAGGUCUAAUUUCGCCGAAGAGAGGUAAUAAGCCUCUUUUCUCAAUUGCUCCAGACAGAAAUGGAAACUUGUUGGUUCACGAAGCAACAUCGAAUACAGUUCUCUCAGUAAAUUUGGAAGAAGGAACAGUGCACAACCUUCAGCUAUCUUCAUUCAUGGAUGUAGCAAGUGACAAGAUAUCUCAUGCUUUUGGAAAUAAAGGAAGCACCUGGCAACUUAUAUCUCAUUUGAUAACUUCCAAUGAUCAGCUAAUUUUAUUCACUCCCAAUAGUGACCGUAUAGAAGUUGUCGACUUAGGUACAAUGGCUGCUUACACAAUGGUCAUGCCUUUUGAAAUUGAAUCAGUUUUGCCUACGUCUGAAGAAAAGUGGUUGAUACAGAGUAAUACGAGAAAGAAAUACGUAUUUGUCAAAUCUUUGCCCGCUAAUCCAUGUCCCAAUAUCUUGAAAGAAGUAGAGGAAGUAGAUACUGAUGAUUCCAAAAUAGGAUCUUUUCUCUCAGCUGGCAGGUCAAGUCUGAAGGGAGAUAUUCUUAGCAGUGCUUUGGAACAGAAUAUCGAUUCUCCUAAUAGACUUUUAGCAACUGAGAAUACUUUCGCAACAAUUGUGGUUGGAUUUCCUGAAUUGGAUAGUUCGAAUGAGGUUUUUGUUUGGCCAAGGAAACAAGCAAGGAGAGCUUCUGGUUCACCGAUAAUAACACAACAUGGACAAGUUGUUCGAACAAUUUCUGCGAGUGAGGUUCCGAAGGAAGUUUUUUCAGACGGUAAAAAGCCGGUGGAAGUUUCUGCUUAUUUUGAAAUUGUUGAUACUGUUAGUCAUAAAGCGAGAUAUCUUCCUAUACCUGAACCAGUGAACGUGUCUCCUGUAACGCAGUGGCUGUACACUCAGGGUCUUCCAAUUUACUCGGCAUUAACUUCAAACGAAGGUCUGGUGACAGUCGACGCUGGUGGAUGUGUUCGAUUGUGGGAGACUUCCAUAAUUAAUAUUGAAAAAUCGCUGGGAGAGUGGCGAAAAGUGGUGGGAUCGGAUGGAGAACGGUUACAAUUGACGAAAGAGAGGUACUCAGGAUUGGAUGUCAGUAGUCCGAAGCAUGGAAAAAUUGAUGAGAAAAAUGAGCCACAUGUUGGUGGCAACACUUGGGCUGGUGGUACUGGCGGCAGAGACACUGCUGGUCUGGGUGGAAAAGGAGGGCCCUAUCGUUUGGAUGCAGGACAUACGGUUCAUCAGUUGAGUAACGAGGAGAAAAACUCGGUUCCAGAUAACGUUAAAAAAGCAGCUCGAGAAAUGGGACAGAAAGUUUUCAAACAGCGAUUGAAGGAUAUUCGAAUGAGCGAAUACGAUCAUAAAGUCUACAGACAAUUCAGUGACCCUGUUCGUAAACAGGUUCAGGCACUCAGAGUCAUCUUGGGUAGUCUUCAAGCAAAGAGUUCUGAGCGCCAGUGGUGGAGACAUCAAACUUCUGGUGAACUCGACGAUACAAAACUGAUUGAAGGAUUAACAGGAGAGAAAAAUAUUUAUCGGAGAAGAUCUGAAAUGGAACCAGAGAUCGGUGCUCCUCAACUGAAACCCAAGAGAUUAAAGUUGGUCGUCGAUGUAUCCGGAAGCAUGUACCGAUUCAACGGACAUGAUGGCAGACUGGAUCGAGAAAUGGAAGCAUGUGUGAUGGUUAUGGAAGCAUUCAAUGGAUACGAAGACAAAUUAAAAUAUGACAUUGUUGGACAUUCGGGCGAAGAUUAUCACAUUGCUUUUGUGGAUCACACUCAACCACCAAUGGAUAAUAAGAGACGAUUGGAAGUUAUUAAGACUAUGCAUGCCCAUUCGCAAUUUUGUAUAUCUGGGGAUCACACGCUUGAAGCUACUCAACACGCGAUUUCUAGUUUAGCAAAGGAAGACUCUGAUGAGUCCAUUGUUGUAGUGCUUUCGGAUGCAAAUCUGGAACGUUACGGGAUUCCUCCUGAAAGAUUUGCCAAAAUUCUUACAUCGAAUCCGAACGUCAACGCUUAUGCGAUUUUUAUUGGGUCGCUUGGAAACCAAGCCGAAAGAUUGAUGAAAAAGAUGCCAUCUGGGAAAGCUUUCGUUUGUAUGGACCUCAAAAAUAUUCCUAGGAUUCUACAGCAAAUUUUUACUGCUUCUGUUCUGAGCACUUGUAAAUCUAAUUAAAUGUAUUAUAAUAUUUAAAGUUUCUACUAAUUAUUAUAUAACUGAUUAAAUAAUUAGACCGAUUUUAAGUUUUGCGAGGUGAAAUCGUCUAAACACGUCAAAAAUUAUGUAUUAUAUACAUCUACGAAAAAUAUUGAGUUAUUUUAAUAAAAUUGUACAUUC